Acanthaster planci (crown-of-thorns starfish) is the source of this 3215-nucleotide messenger RNA. Its product is annotated as 14-3-3 protein beta/alpha-1-like. The record is from RefSeq and is a predicted model, not a curated record. Lineage: Eukaryota; Metazoa; Echinodermata; Asteroidea; Valvatida; Acanthasteridae.
UAAGUUAACCGGAACUAGGUUCAUCGUUGGCGGGUCACCGGGUGUGGUUAUCGAUUCUAUCUUGUAGCUGCUUUCAAAUUUCACGAAAAACUACUCAAUUCUUAGUGCUUUAUCCUCUGAAAUAAAGCUAGGUACUAAUCAUGGAUGAUACCGAACGAGAGUCACUCGUGUACACUGCUAAGUUGGCCGAACAGGCAGAGAGAUAUGACGACAUGGUCAAGGCAAUUAGCCAGGUGGUGAAGAAGGGCAGCGUACUGACCGGGGAGGAGAGAAACCUGCUCUCGGUGGCCUACAAGAACGUGAUUGGUGCGCGGCGGUCGGCCUGGCGGACAAUCAGCUCCGAGGAGCAGAAGUUCAAGGAUAAGGGCGAUGAAAAGAAGGAGAAGCUGGCCAAAGAGUACCGUGUUGAGAUAGAAGCAGAGCUGUCUGAAACUUGUCAAGAGAUCCUGACGGUAUUAGACGAACACCUCAUCAAGAAAGCCAAGGAAAAUGAAGCUAAAGUCUUUUACCGUAAAAUGAAAGGGGAUUACUUCCGCUAUCUGGCAGAGUUCUGCACUGGUGACGCAAAGCGGUGCCAGGCUGACAACAGUCUGAAGGCCUACAAGGAGGCAUUUAACGAUGCCAAGGAACUCCAGAGCACACACCCCAUCCGACUUGGCCUAGCCUUAAACUUUUCCGUAUUCUACUACGAGAUCAUGAGCAGUCCAGAAGAGGCAUGCAAGCUGGCCAAAGAGACGUUUGACGAUGCACUGAAGGAGCUAGACACAGUGGAUGAAGACAAUUACAAGGACUCCACACUCAUUCUCCAGUUGCUAAGAGAUAACCUCACCCUCUGGACGUCAGAGAAUGAGACUGAAGCGGAGCCAAAAGUAGAAGAUAUUGAGGAUACGCAGCAAGAGUCCUAAAGUAGAUUUCUCAUACAGGGGAAUAGUAAGACGUGUUUAGUAGAGUUCUGGAAAUAGAGGAAAACGUGAGGCUUGUUUUCUUCUGCUCACACAGAGGCAGAAAUUAUUGGGCUGUUUGGGGGACAUCCACCCAGUUUACCCAGACAUUCCUAGAGCUUGUUCAAGGAAACCUCGGAAGUGCACUGGAACGAAGACCAAACAGAGAGCAAGUGCCCAACGUUAAAGGAAAAGUCAUCAGCACUCUUGAGUGUCCACUUUUACACCUGGGUCACGGUCACUGGCCCUGUAUUACCUGAGUGACGUUGCUUAAACAGGACUUCAUCGAGAAAUGGAUAAAGAGUUUGGGGCAUUGGGUUGGGAGGGUUAAUCACUAAUGUGUAGUUUGUGUAUGUUCAUAACAUUAAAAAAAAAAAACUGGCAUCCAGUGUUCUCACAAAAAUGUCUCUCCGAGAACUGACCGAACAUUUUUGUUCAGGGUGUGCAUGAAUUGAAUACAAUACCCAUUUGCCUGUAACUUUAAUGUUACAGUACCUUGACUCUGUACAGUUGCUAGUGUGUGUUGUGGCAUGGCUUGUGAAAGAAGAGCUUAACAUACAGUCGUGGAGGUUUCAUUGAGCCUUCAUGUGCUGGUUUUAAACCCCACCCCACCCCUUAUCUUCCAAGAACUUGUGUUACAUUUUACUUGACAUUCGUUGAGACUUGCUGCUAUGAGUUAUCCAUUGUAAUCAUGACGACUGUUGUGUUUUCGUCGGACGUUCCAUGCACACUAUUUGAAUUGAAUUUGUGCACAACUUCUGCCUCCUUUUGAACUGGAAAGAAAACUAGUCCCUCUCUUCCUUUUGUGAGAACACUGAGCCAUUGUGUGUGGAAUAGGCUUUUUUUGUGUUUCCCUGCCGAUUAAAUAAAUAGUUUUUUUAUUUCUGUUUAACGGCAGCUGUAAUAUGGUGCCUAUUGUCAAUGUAAGUGUGGUAAUACAUGAUUUAUUAUUUUGAUAAAAUGUGGCAAGUAUAUUAUGAAGUGUUUUUUUUUUAUUUGGGGUCUUUUUAUUUAUUUUUCUCCUUUUUUUGUUGGUUAUUUGAGUGAUGUAAUUAGUUGGUAGUGUUUUUAUUAUUAAAGUUGAUUUUUGCCUUUCUGGUUUUUGUCGUUUGGGUUUUUCCCCCCUCCAGGGAGGCUGUUUUGCUUGAAGGGGAAAGCUUGUGAAAUGAAACUUGCACAUGUGCAUUAGGAUAGAUCGUACUCAAUCUUCUUUUUUUUUUAAAUAUUACCAUAGUGUUUGCACAUGAAAUGGCAUUUUCUGGUAUGGAAAUAAGUUUAAAUGCAUUUCCUUUUUCCCAAUCUUCAACUUGAAGUCUCUACAAUUACAGCAUUGCAUAUGGUGUUAUUAAAAAGUGCUGCCAAGUUCAACCCUAGUGUGCUCUGGGAUAGAUUGCUGUCUCUCUGAAAGAGGGCUUCACAAUAACCCCCCCACUCAAAUUGUUAGCAUGUACUUGUAUUUUAUGUACUGUUUGUCAGUUCACUCUUUUCUCAUACCAUUGGACGAAUCGGUGCCAGCCGGUCAAAUAUAAUGAAAGGGAACACGCAAUCACAUGUCAUCUUAGUUUGACGUACCCCACUUUCAGCUGUGCUGUUCAAGGCUCUGAAUGCAGUAUAUUAACACGGUGAAAAGAGUGUUUCUUGCAGAAAUACUGUACAUUAUACUUGUGAAGAACAUGCUUUUCUGUGUCGUGCACGUCAGCAGUCUCUCAAUAACGCACUCUUGUUCUUAACGUACAAAUCACUUGUUAAGAUACAUUGUACAAUGUACAUGACUAAAAUCUUAUGUGUAGUCGUUUGUAUGAAAGCGUGAACCACAGUAGAUACUAACGUAACUUAAGAAUGGCGUACUUUAUGGUGGUUCCAACUCUAGAACUCUGCUUAGCCUAGUAUUUCUAUCAGUCAGCAUUGUUUAAUUUUCAUCGAUUGUACUUUUUUUCUGGAAACGACAACCUGGGAGCUUAAAUGUCAUUAAACAUGCUUGUUACUGAACGUAAAUACUCGGGUGUAAAAGUGUACAUCUAUUUAUUGACGUGGUACGAUAUGCAUCCCAAACUUUUUGGAAUCUUUGAGAAAUGUUUGGUCCAUAUGUAGUGAAUGUAUGAUUGUUUUAUUUUGUUUCAUUUCAGAUGAUUAUUUUGGCACUAGGAGAUGCUGUUAAUUUAGGCUUUGCUUCGAGAUCCAAGGGAUUUUUUUCUGCCUUCAGCUACAUGUCUGUGUAUCGCAUAGUAGUUAAUCCAAUAAAUCUGGCCAAAACAUGUUACCACCCUCAUUGAA